UGAAUUUACAAUGCCUCUGUGCAACCGAAUCAUUCACACGUAAUACUCGAACAACAUGACUGCUCUCGGGGGUCCUGAGAACAUCCUCAGCCUCUCGAUAAACGUAAUACCGACCGCUAUUUGCAAGCAUUUCAUGGAAUCAAUCACAUGCCUAACCGCUACUGCAUCCGCAUGGACACUCGGCGGGUAUUGGAGCCUGUUCCGCGUAAAUUAGCGGUUGCCUUUUUCUCUGCCUCGUCGAUAAACAUGGGCCAUCUUGAAGAGUUCGGCGAAGUUAUCUCACGAUGGUCAGGCAAUUCGGAGACUUUCACAAUCUCGGCAUUCCACCUCGGAAGCAGACGGCUAAUGCGUAAUCGGACCUCGGGCAUUACGUUGCGACUCGUGGAAAGCACGAGGUCUCCGGGUUCCGAAUACCUGAGGGAUCAAGGCGACCGCAGGAUCAAGUUAUCACGGUAUGAGACUAGCCGUUGCUCUAGAAUUAUUCUAGAACGAUUCUAGAAGCUCUGUAGAAUGCCAUGACAUCGGGUGCGUGACCCCCCCAAACCAAGGGCACACAUGGUCCAUCUUCCGAACGCAACGGCCAAGCUCGUUCGAAUGAUGUGCCCGAUAUGGCUUUCAGUUCAUCUCUAUGUAGGAGUGAUAUAACGAUUAUAUUGAUGUUAUAAUUAAGCAGCAAAUGUACUCAGCAGCAUCUUGACAUACCUCAGCGCUGGCACUAUCUUGGUUCUGAUAUGUUUGAGUUGGAACGUUUUUUGUGGUUGAGCCUGGUAUCGGAAAACUUGUCUCUCUACCUUUCUUGUAAACAAA
This is a messenger RNA of Fusarium odoratissimum NRRL 54006, 807 nucleotides long. RefSeq lists its product as uncharacterized. NCBI's taxonomy places the organism in Eukaryota, Fungi, Ascomycota, Sordariomycetes, Hypocreales, Nectriaceae. Bases 148 to 498 code for a protein of 116 amino acids. The transcript has a single exon. The record is from RefSeq and is a predicted model, not a curated record.